GCACCUUUCGGGCAUCCUCCUUUUUUCUCCGCAGUCCGCCCUUGUGUAUAAUUUGUAAGAUAGCCCUGUUGACCGCUUCAAUCCACCUGUGACCACCUGCCAGUCAACAUGGGUCUCAAAAUUGUGCUGGUCAUCUGCUUACUGGGUUGCUUUUUCGUCCCAUGCACCUUUGGCAAAAGUUUUGCCGACGUGAUUCGCGGCCUGCCCAGCAAAUUCGAAGAAUCGGAGCAGAGUCGCGCCCUAGCAUGGUCGAGUCUGAAGCAGUCGACGCCAAGGGGUCUGUUGCCUUUCUACAUGAUCGCCGAGUAUAUCAUUGACUCUUACUCCGGCGGCGGCCUCCGCCAAAAGUUCCAGGCUCUGCAGCAAUCAUGCUCUGUGCGCGCCCUGGGCGUGUUGAUCAUCCCAGUGCUGCUUGCCAUUGUGGUGGCGGUGGCCAUCAUCGUCCUGCAGGUCGUCAACAUCAUCCUCACGGCGCUCGUCCUGGCCACCAACUUCGGCUUGAGAUUAACCGGCAAGCAGAACUUUGGUCUCUUCAGGGUCGCCAAUGAAACCACUGAAGAGUACGAGCAGUGCAAUUCGCAGUUGCUUAGACUUAUCAGACAUGACUGUGCUUAUCAAGCUCGUGACCUCACAAUGGUGCCUCUUGGUGAAAAGGAGUAUUACUUCUCCCACAGCUCCAUCAAGUUGCGUUGGGAUGACGCUCAGAACUUCUGCCGUUCUCGUUGCCAGCAGCUUGUGAGCGUUGAGGACCCGAUUGAGGAAGGAGAACUUUUCAGUCAUUUGAUGACCAUGGCUGAUGACGGUGGCGAAAUCGAGCCGUUCUGGACAUCUGGCUCGUACAAGAAUGGCAAGUACAAGUGGCUGGCGACCGGUCGCGAUUUCGGCUACAUCAAUUUGGCGCCGCCCCGCAUGCACACCCGCGGCCGACAGGUGGACUCGAGCUGCGUCGGAAUGGCCACGGUGAAGAACGAGACGGCGUGGAUCGGCGCUCCGUGCGAGCAGAUGAGUCGCUUCAUUUGCGAAAAGCCACUGCAGUUGGCUUACAGGGACCACUUCCUGUACGAGCAGAUGCGCAAGGAGGAGAUUGAGGAGGAGUCGGCGGUCGAGACGACCACCGCUGCCCCAGAGUCCAGCACCAUCCCCGUGCCAUCCGCCAUCGAGGAAAAGUUCAACGAAAUCAGACGCCGUUUCACCGAAAUCCGGAAACGACAGGGUUGAAAUGUGACUUUUUCAAAGGGGGUUUGGGUGGGUCGGCCAGUAAUAACAAAGGGACGAGCCGAUUUCAGGGCUUUUCAAUUGAUCAUAUUUGAAUCACAUUUUAAUUUAUUGCACACGGAGUUCUGUGCUGGAAAAUAUAUUAGUCACGAAACUGCAUUUUAAUUCUCUCGUGCGUCGUACCAACGAGAUUGAUAUAAUCAAACACUGGUUUUGAACCAACUGAUAUUUUUUGCAAUUUUAAAGCAAACGGCGCUGGGAACAAGUACUAAAAAAACCCAGCUCAAGAUUACUAACCUAGGAUCGUAGUAACUUAUUAUAUUAAUUUAUUGAAAAUGAAUUAUCAUGUACCAAGAAUAAAGCAUAAAAUGCCAUUAUUUAUUGAAAAA
Molecule: messenger RNA, 1604 nt
Organism: Neocloeon triangulifer
Lineage: Eukaryota; Metazoa; Arthropoda; Insecta; Ephemeroptera; Baetidae
Exons: 9
Coding region: 109-1218 (369 amino acids)
Biological process (GO): biological process involved in interspecies interaction between organisms
Cellular component (GO): external side of plasma membrane
Molecular function (GO): carbohydrate binding
Source: RefSeq, a predicted model, not a curated record